This is a messenger RNA of Leucoraja erinaceus (little skate), 10722 nucleotides long. RefSeq names its product MAX dimerization protein MGA a (gene mgaa). Lineage: Eukaryota; Metazoa; Chordata; Chondrichthyes; Rajiformes; Rajidae. Gene Ontology annotation, cellular component: nucleus; MLL1 complex. The record is from RefSeq and is a predicted model, not a curated record. The transcript has 25 exons. Gene Ontology annotation, biological process: cell fate specification; regulation of transcription by RNA polymerase II; positive regulation of DNA-templated transcription. Gene Ontology annotation, molecular function: DNA-binding transcription factor activity, RNA polymerase II-specific; protein dimerization activity; RNA polymerase II cis-regulatory region sequence-specific DNA binding. Bases 521 to 9892 code for a protein of 3123 amino acids.
GGUGGCUGGAGGUGGUGAUAUUGAAAGCUCCGAGACCGAGCGGAUCGAGGAAGGCGCCAAAUCAAAUGUAGAGGUUCGAUUGCAGCGGCCUGGGGCGGCAACAGUUCGCGUUCACGUGGUCAGGAGGAAGCACUGCUGUUCCGUGGCGAGCAACACGGAGGAUGUGCUUCAGUUGGAGGGCCCGCGCCGAAUUUCUCUCACCCGUCCUUUGACGGAGAUUGUGACCCAGUCGGCUUUGAGCCAUUACUAAGAUCGGCGGAGUCAAACCUUCCUCAACCAGGCAAGAUAAAUCGAACCGAUUUGCGUCCUCUUGUAUCGGACGUUCAGCCCCCUCCUAGGGUGCAAUGCAGUUUCCACAUGCUACCCCGGUGCUUGCAAUAACAAGUCGUGCCUGUUAAACCAAGCCAAGGGUCCAACUUUUAUACAUUGAAGGUGGUAAAUGGCCUUCUGUUGACGACUAUCUUGGAUAUAUUUUCACUCUCCUGCUUUCUCUCUUGGACAGUUUUAACCUCAAAAGGAUAUGGAGGAACAGCAGCCAGUACAUAUAGAAGAGAACAACUUCCCACCAAACUCUGUCACACCCGCUGCAUAUUUUGUCAUUCUUAAGCAGGCUUCUGGCAGUAAUGACACUGAACGCAGCAUGGUAGUGGCCAAACAAGAACUUGGGGGUAUUGGUUGCCAUCUGGAAAAAAUAAGCAAUUUGGUACCAGGGAGAACUGGUUAUCCAGUUAAGUGCCAUUCUGGGAAUGUUUGCAUCACCUUGGAUAACCAAGAUGUGUGGAAUCAGUUUUUCAAGCAUGGGACAGAGAUGAUCCUAACGAAACGUGGUAGGCGCAUGUUCCCAUAUUGCAGAUUCUGCAUCUUUGGUCUGGAUCCUUUAAGGAAGUACAUCCUGGUAAUGGAUAUUGCUCCCGUUGACAAUCAUCGUUACAAAUGGAAUGGCCGUUGGUGGGAAAUAAAUGGAAAAGCAGACCCACAUGUUCUUGGAAGGGUGUACAUACAUCCCAAUUCACCUUCCAGUGGGAGCUACUGGAUGAGGCAAUCAAUAUCCUUUCAUAAAUUGAAACUUACAAACAAUACCUUGGACCAAGAAGGUCACAUCAUCCUUCAUUCCAUGCACCGGUACUUGCCACGUUUGCAUAUCAUCCCUGCUGACAAGCUAACUGAUGUAAUUCCCCUCAAUGGCCCAAAUGUGCACACCUUCACUUUUCCACAGACUGAGUUUGUGGCUGUAACUGCUUAUCAGAACAUAAAGAUCACUCAGUUGAAAAUAGAUUUCAAUCCAUUUGCAAAGGGUUUUCGGGAUGAUGGUCUGAACAGUAAGCCAAUGCGAGAGUUGAGGCACCAGGGUGGUGAAUCAAUGGAUGCAGGUUGCAGUGAUGAUUCUGCUUCUUCAAACAGUAUUCUAACUGAAUCUAGUGAGCAUUUAAGUAUUAAGGCUGGGGAAAGAUCUGAGACUGAGCACAGAAGAAUUUGUUCAUCUCCAGACUCUAGUUUUGACGGGGAGUUGUAUAAUACUGAUGAAGAGGAAGAUUGCCUGGAAGGUAACAAUGCAUCAAAAACAAAUAAACAUAAUGCAGGAAUGAAAUUCAUGAAGAAGAGAACAACUGAGAGCAUCUUGAAAUGCCUCCCGAAUAUUUAUUCAACAAAUCCAACCAGCGUUGCAUCAUCUGAAUACCAUGAAGAGCCGUUUAAAAUUAUUGUCAAGGAAGAGCCUCCAGAUGACUUUGAAGAUAACCAUGUAGCAAACCCAGUAAUCCUUGAUUGUGAUGGACUAAAAUGUAAAGAUGAGAAGGAAUUUUUAGAUUCAGAAGGAUGGGAUGGUGAAACUAAUUGUGAUUUACAAAAUAAAACUAUGACCAAAAGCUCCACAAAUGAAGUGGCUACAACUUCAUCUGCAGUUACCAAGCAGCCACUAAUCAGUCCCAUAGCAGUAACUAAAGCAAAAAUGCUGAGUGUGGAAAGUACCAAAGUGCCUGUAGUUUACUUGGAGCCGUGUACUUUUACAAAUGGCACCAUCAAAAUAUCUGAACUGCCACAAAAGCUACUGUCUUCUUGUCGGAGGAAAGGGGGACCUAUACCAACAGCUCUCCAGUCCCCUAAUUCUACAAAAAAACCUACCGAUUCGUCUAGCUCUGCUGAAAAUUCUCAAGUGGAGAAUGUAGAUUCAAAAUCCGUAUGCUCCGGGCCCAAAGAGAGUAGCCCUGCAUCAGAAAAAAACGUGAAUAAAACCAGUACUUCCACAGUUUCAAAUAAUCCAACAGCAUCACCUGGUACGCCCCCUGAGAAAACCUCUGGAGAAGGUUUCAGAUUUCGUAAGAUAAAAUAUACAGAAAAGGCAUUAAAUUCUGGGAUCUGGAGAACUCCAAGCAGGAUAUUUCGUGAUUCUGCUGAGAACUCACCCGAGUUAUCUGUUUGUUCUAAAUCUGCACGUUUGAAUACCAAGACAUUCAGUUCUGGGAUCUGGAGACCUCCAGAUGGUGGGACUGACUCGAUUGGCCAAACUUCUGCACCCCACAUUGAAAGCAAGUCUUCAGGCGUGUCGGAGCAGCAUGCUACAGUGGGUUCUUAUACGCGAGGUCGAAGAAAAAAACUGUGUUUGUCUGCAGAACCGUCUCAAUCUGCCUUGAGGUCUUCUCAUGCUUCCUCUGAACGUCUGGAACGUGAAGAAACGUUUCAUGAUGCCAGUCCAGACCUGGACAAUGUGGAGGGUGUUACCUUUGUUUCAUAUGCAUCACAGGAUGCCCUGCAAACCCACCUGGUUGAACAUGUGUCGGAAGAGCCGAGCAAUCCCAUUCAUCCGACAGCAGAUCCUCAAGAAAGUGAAGAGGAGAAAAUUGAACGGCUGGAAGAGCAGCUGCUUGAGGACCUUAGUCAUUUAGACCCCAGAGUUAUUAUGCACCCAUUGCUGGAAAGAGCUGGUCUUAAGCCAAAUUCCUUGAUGUCAACAGGCAACCUGAAACGCUUAGGAGUGGUGAUAUCACCUUCAUCGGCUUCGAUUGUUAGACCUGCUAAAAGAGACAUCUUAGAUCUUUCUCCAAUCAAACAAGUCCAAGAACCUUUAGAAGAAGUUUCCUUUGUUUCAAGAACAGGAAAAACAAAUGAUUUCACAAAAUUGAAGGGUUGGAAGCAAAAACUUGGACAACAUUCAGGAUCUUCUACUUCCAAGCAGACCGAAACAAGUGCAAGACCAGAGUACUCCUUAAAAAAUAGUUCUGUUUUCUCAAGUGACAAAUUGGAUGAAUACCUGGAAAAUGAAGAGAAAAUUAUUGAACAACGUGCUGCUCUGUGCGUGAACAAAACAUCAAAAGUUGUAUAUCAAAUGCCAACCAAAAGUUCGAGUUACGUCCGCACGUUGGAUAGUGUAUUAAAAUCCCGGUCAUCCCAAGCUGACUGUAGAGGGUCCCGUACAACCAAUCGAACUUCGGUUUCUCCGCAACCCAUUUCUGUUGGCUCUGUUUCCAAAAACACCAAGCAGAUUGAGAUGACAUUGGGACCUGUCCCGGAUAGCAAAGAGCAGAAGUCUGCAAACAAUGCAAAGGCGCCCUCAACACCAGUCAAAUCAGCAGCUAAAACCAGUUUGCGGCCGUCCUUUGCACCCAUGAGACCUCCUGGGUUAUCCAAAAAGCAGAUGAAGUUAAUGAAUCUGGAGAAUAGUGCCCGCUGGGUUGGGAAACCAAGGACUUACAUCACAGAGGAGCGAGCAGAAGCAUCCCUUGUUACUCUGCUAACAGCACAGGGAUCACUAUCGUCAAAGAAACAUAAAGUGAUAUCUAGGCAGGCGCCACUCUGUAAGAAUGAAUUCUGUCGAUUGGGCUGUAUUUGUUCCAGUCUCUCACACGUCAAACAGCCGCCCAAACAUUGUCGAAAGCCAGAAUGUAUGUUCAGCUGUAAAUGUCCAAAGCGGAAAGUGUUUGUGCUGAAGUCAUUUUCAAAGCGUAGGAAGCAGCUGACUAAAUCUCUCAGGGACGAUUUAAUAUUCUACGAUGCUUUGGCAGACGAUGAGGACUGGAAACCAAAAGCCAAAAAGAAGAAAAGGAGGAAGGUGGUUGAAUAUGCAGUUCCUGAGCCAGAACAACCUGUGCGCUCAUAUCCUCUGUGGGUUCGUGAGGAGGGGGAGGUGGACCCUGAGCCAGUUUACAUCGCACCUCACUUCGAAUCCUAUCAUGCUAAUAGAAGCCCCUCUUUGUCUGAAUCACAAUCUCCACUUAGUCCAAAAGAGUCUGGAUCCACUGAUGUGCAAACAGGACAAUCGACUCCUGUAAGUUCACCAAAGCUCUCUGAGGUACCCUCUGAGGUUGAUGAGAAAGGUCCGGUGUACUGGUAUUUUGAGAGUAUGAUGACCUGUGCACGUGUUCGUAUCUUCGAACGUAAAGAUGCUGAAAGAUCCGUAAACUGCACUUGCAGUCUAAAGCGCUGCUGUACACAGGAAAACAGCAAGGGAAACAACAGUGGAACAGUUACAGCAUGCAGGUUGAACAGGUGUAGGAACUCCACUACUGUAGAAGCAAUGGAAUCUGAGAAAUUGGACGGUUUCGAGAACAAUUCAAUGUCGCCAAAUGCUGCUGAAACAAGCAAAUGGAAGCAAAAAGAGAAGGCAGAUUCGCUGUUACACUGUGACAGUCCACAAGAAGAGAAUACUAGUCUUCAGUCAGAAACGCCACAAACAUCAGUAGAGACAAAGAAUACACCGAAACUGAUUGAAAUUAUAUCAGAUUGUAACUGGGAAUCAGAACGUUCCAAUAUUCUUGGAGUACUUGCUCAAUAUACUGCCAAUAAGAGACCUUUGGAGAAAAUAAGAUUUGGCAAUUUUCUUGUUGAAAUUGUGUCAAAUUAUGGAAAAAGUCGAGAUCCUUCACCUGGAAGUGUGCUGAUUUCUAGCUCAGUGGUAAAGAUUUCCCAGUCCAGUGAAAAAGAGGGAAGUGGCAAAUACUCAGGUUGCAAUAUGUCUGUUCCAACCACCUCCCAAUCUCCUGGAAUCCAGCUGACUGAAACACCACCAAUUGCACCAAAAGAAACUUUACCAACACCUACCAAAUGUACAGUGCAGGAAAAGGAGGUAACCACAUUUCACUUGGGCUCAAUAGUAGGUGGCAAGCAAAAGCCUGCCUUUGACCCACCAACAUCAACUUCUCGGAAAAGCGGUAUGAUCCAGUUCACUGGAAAUGCCAAUGGUGAUACGAAGCUGACACUAGGACAGGUUGGAGCUCUUCAUCCAGUGAAUUGGGUGACAGCUAACCAUAAAAAGAAAAUUAAAAUAGUUGAACCAUUCAAGAUGUCCUCCAGUACGGUUGCCUCAUCAGCCUCUGCUCAUUUACCCUCAAAACAUCCAACAACUUGUUCCACAUCCACUGGCAAUGACUUUUUAAGAGAUCCAAAUGAUGCCACUCCUGUUAACCAGGCCAAAGAGGAUUAUACUUCUAACAAGUACACUCAUCUUGUAAUAAAUAAAGUUGGAGGUUUGUGGAAAAAGAAAUCAUCCUUCAGUACAUUGGAGCCAGUGCUUAGCAGGCAGCAGCUUGAUACUCCAUUAUCGACAGUCAGCACUAAUGUGUCGGCAGGUAUUUCACCAUUAACAACUGUUGGGGUUAUGCCAGCUACCUCAGGUUCUGACUCUGUCAUGCCUGAUACAUCGCAAAAGAGCAUUUCAAUGGUUGCAGUAAGCACAGGUGCUGUCUACACAGCGGGAUCUCGUUUAUUAAAGAGCUUAGAGACUACAGAUGCUGUAGGGUCACAAUUCUCUGGAAUAUCAGCAGCAAAGAGACUUAGAGAAGAGAGUGUAACUGCAAGCACAGUUGAAAUUCCAACUAAAAGUACAUCAACUACUCAUUUUGCUGUUAUAUCUGCAAGUGCUUCAGGAGUCAGGACAAUGCCAACGUUAACUAAAGUGCUUUCCCCCAGUGCCUCUACCAUAACUGCUACUGCUAUAACAAAUACUGUAAAUACAAGAACAACCAUUAUGUCAGUAGCAUCGAUGGCGAACAAGACUCCAGGAGUAUCUAAGCAUCCUGAAACUUCCAACUUCACUCCUCCUGAUUUUUCUAAAGCCACAAAUUCUGACAGACCACAGCUCCUUAUGAUCCCACUGAAGUCUACUCCCACUGUCCGGCCUGCACAGAAUCUGCAACUCGCACCCGGACAAAAGAUGAUACUGCAGCCCCUCAAAUGUCCAGGUGCAAAACUCUUCCAACAUCCAAAUGGCCAGAUUAUCCAACUUCUGCCUCUACCAAAUCCUGGUCCAGUGAGUCGACCAAACUUCCACCCAAAGGUCACUUUUGUACGGAAUCCAGGCUCGGGGAUUGGAAAUCGUAUGCCUACCCCAAUAAAAUCUUGUUCGGUGGCUUCAUCGCCCAGCAAUGUCAUUCUAUGUCCUAAAGGGAUAAUACCACAAAGAGGAAGGCCUCGUUCAAUCCCUGUUGUAAAACCAGCCCGCGUUGCUUUGAAGCAAACCUUUACUCCUCAAUCUAUUUCUGCAGUGGUGUCAGAGUUACCUGUGAAAACUACUUCACAGGCUAAGUUUGUAGCUGUUAAUGGUGUUGGUCAAACUAUCAGUGCAAGGCACCUUGUUCCCCUUCAGCCAGUGGGAUUUGCUCUACUGCAGCUGCCUCAAGGAAUGUCAAAUGCUUUCAUAACUGCUGGACAGUCAUUGAAACUCGCAAAUCAGUCAUCUGGUUCACAGUCAUUUGAAAAAGCAGGCUCUGAGAAGACUGCCAACCAGAAUAACAAAUCAGAAGAGAAGUUGAUUGAACCUGAGCUGGAGGAGAUUCAUGUUGCCGACUCUGAGCUUAUUGAGACAACGGUGUCUCAGGGUGUACCAAUUGUGGACCAUGUAAAUGCUGAUCCAUUGCCAGAAGUUAAACAGGCGACUGAUGCAUUUCCUUCUACGCCUUCAGUCCUUGAGGCGGACGAUGAGUUGGAAGAUGAUUCUAUGGACCAUCAAAAUGCAUUUGAACACCCUACUCCAGCAGAAUUGGUUGACCAUUCAUACACUAGUGAAAAACAGAUUGUAGAAGAUGAAAAUGAAAAUUCUGCACUGGAGAAUUCCACAAGAACUGGAAAAGGAAGUGGUGUUGAUAAAGAUUCUUCCAGAUUUAACCAUGAAGUGGUUUAUAAAGAACCAGGGGAAAUUCCUGGUAUGGAUGAAAACAAUUGGUUGCAAGAUGAACAGAUGGAAGUGGAGAUGGAAGAUAGCAAAUGUUGGUUUGAAGCAAGUACAUUUAAUGUUCCACUUAAAAGGGAAGAUGAUAUACUAAAAAAUCCAGACAAUGAGGAACUAGACUUUCAUCAAAGAUUACUGCGAUAUGAAAACUUUCUGGACUCAGAUAAAGAUACUGACUCUCAGAGUGAUCUGGAGGAUGGUGACAGUCAAAGUGAUGCAGAGAAAAUUGACAUUGAGAGAAUGUUCGAAUCAACCUCCAGUGAAGAGGCAGUGGACAUCGAGACUGUGGAGGAACUCUCUGAGAAAAUCAACAUUGCUCGUCUUAUUGCUUCUGCCUCUCGUCUUACAAGCAAAUCAAAGUGCCAUUUCCACAACCCAUACGUUACAAAUAAAUCGGAUGAUGAGGAGGAGGAGGAGGGCGACAUCAAAUCCAAGCCAAAACACAUUGCUGAUCUCGAUAAGGAAGCACAAGCUCAGCUGGAUGCUUUGGUAGUGUAUCGGACCGCCCACACAGUAAAUGAGCGGCGGAGACGUUCUGAGUUGCGAGACCUCUUCGAAAAGUUGAAGAGAACUUUGGCCAUUCGCGGGGAGGAGAAAGCUUCAAAAUACUUUAUCCUGAAGCAGGCAUUUGCAGAAAUCCAGAAUCUGCAGGAUUAUUCUGAUUGUUUAUCAGCUGGGAAAAGUAUCCAGACUCGCAGAAGGGAUUUUCUUAUUCGAAAAGUCUCUCAAUUGACAGGAAAGACUGAGGAAGUUAUUUUGAAGAAACUGGAAUAUAUCUGUGCAAAGCAGAGAGCACUAGAUGUUGAGAAGAGAACAUCCAUGCAGGAAGGAGAUGAUGCAAGUGAACAGCAUUCUGUCAGUUGGAAUACAGCAUCUAUAUCAUCAAUGGACUCUCUCCAGAAGGUGGCCAUGGAUUUGCAAAUCCAGAAACCACCCAAUGUCAUGAUGCUAUGUAGUGGACAGGACUUAAUGUCUGAGGCUAGUCGAGCAAGACCUCUUAUUCUCACCAGGAAACAUUCAUCAACUCCCCAGUCUUCAACCUCCUCCAUCCCGCUGACAACUGGAAGUCUGCUGAUGACACCACAGGGUCAGGUUCUGACUUUAAAGGGUCCUCUUAUUUCCGGCCAAACUCCAUUCUUUACUGCUGAGGGACACCUAAGUGAAAACCAGUCCAAGGGAGAUGGUGUUAGUGGAACAAGUAUUGCAGGCAUUGCCUCAGUUACUAUACAACUGCAAGGGUUGCCAGUGCCACUUCAGGUAAAUAACUUUACUAUUGCGGGAUCACUCAGUUCUACACUGACAACGUCUACACAGUUCACCACUAGACCUGGUAUGGAGGCCUCAAGCUUUGGUUUGGCUGAUGCGUGUCAAGACAACGAUGCCAGAUUGAACGUGGCCGCAGUUUCAGUUGAUGAUGAAGUGUCUUCAUUCAUGAUGCCGAGAAUAGUGAAUGUAACGUCAUUGGCAACUGGCGAAUCCCCAUUGCUAAAUCUAGAAGAAGCAAAUUAUUCUUGUGCACUGGUUCCACAACCACUUGAUUUCAGCAUGAAAGGGAGGAAGCAUACAUCACAAGAACAGCUCAGUCCUAUGACCAGCAAGAAACCAAGUUUGCCCAUUAUAAAGAGCAACUCGCAGUCAUCUGGGCAGUUUACUGCACCUGAUGAAAGUGAGGCCAUGUCAUUUCUUGUUUCAUCAGAGGCCACAGAAUCCGAAUGUGCCCAGCAACAAACCCAACAGACUGCAUCUUCUCGUUCAAUGAAUGCUGACAAUAACGCUGAGUUGCCCAAAGCGCUGGAUCUGUCUGGUUUGCCUGAUGGAACCGCAGUGUCUUGUGCAAGGCAUUCUUGGAAUCAAGAUUUGGUCCCAGGAGAGUCGACAUCUGUGACUGAGAUAAUACUUGGAGAUAAAUUGGAACUGCAGGUUAUGAAUGGCCGAUUGCAGGCAUGCAGUAUGGACAAAGCUGGUGGGCAGAGUGACAGAGAUGCAGAACUAUCAGCAUCUCAGCUCCUCGAACCAUUGUUGAAAGCAAAUGGCUCAGCAACUGGUGACAUGGUGGACACUGAGGGUUAUGAGCCAUUCACUUCACUUUUAAACGAGCUUGCGUUUUUAAAUCAGCAUUUCUCCGAUGAAGAAAGUCCAGAUACAUCAAUGUCAGACCACCACACAUUGGGCUUUAUUGGCAGUGGAAACCAAGGGGACAGCAUGGAUGAAUUGUUGAUCCAUGGACCAGUAAGACUGAUAGACAUCGAUGCUGUUGACAGUACGACAGUACUGAAGCAAGUGGAAGGGAGGGAGAGUGGUGGCUCCACCAGUCCCCUGGUGUUGCAGCUGGAAGGAGAAGACUUGAAUGUUGAACAAUUGCUUGGCGAUGAGAUGCCUGUGAAUUCUCAGAGUGAGUUAGAUAAUUGCACACUGGACUUUGAGGGCAACUCUACGAGUGGUUCAAACAGUUCAGUAAACGUUUCUCCUCCCCCACUCAUCCAUAUGAAGACAACUUCCUCUUCAACAAAUACAGAGAUCCCAAGUUCUUUGGAUCUGCUCUGGAGACCCAUGCCUAAGCUGGCACCACUUGGUUUAGCUAAGGGGUCUGGGAAAGGUGAAUCAUCAGACCAGACUGAGUCAGAAUCUGAGAAUUCUCCAGAAAGUAGCAAGCCUAUGCCUGCUUUGGCUCGAAUCUCCUCCCCACAACAAACCAGCACGGAGAGUCCAGAAGUUGCUUUGGAAGAACACUAGUAGAAAUUCAAAAUUACUUAUUUUUUGCUUCUUGCCAGCUCAUAGUAAUUUUACGAAAAGCAAAAGUAUGUUCGAUCUCUCCAAUGGGGAGUUUAAAUAUGAAAUUGAGGUUUGGAGAUAUGUGGUGAUCAUGUAAUGAAUGUUAUUAAAUUACCAAGUGCAGGUUUGGAUAAUGGAUCUGAUGUAGUUUCUGGUAUUGUCCAUCAUGAAGUUGUGCUGAUCAUGGCUGAAUGCUGCGGUGCUAUCAUUUGCAGGGAGUACAGCUAAAGCUAGGUAUUCCUAGUUCUAUCUUGCUACAAUUUAAUUAAUUUGGAAGAUUUUUGUGUAGUUUUUAACUCAUUUUAAGCAUGGAGAUUCCAAGCUUAACUUUCGGGGAACCUUUUGUAUGUAGCUUGUAUAAUGAAAUUUGAGCUUUGCUUGCUAGAGCAAUCAUUGAACUGUAGCAUAAGAUAACUUUCAGUGUUUUGAUAAUCUAAAGUUCUGAAAAGAUGUUGGUGCAUUUGAAAUGCACAAACUACCUUUUGAAUACCAGAACAAAUGUGAUUUAAAUUGUGUAUUAUUGUGUUAAAACUAAUGAAAAUGAAUUAUGUUGUGCGACAGAAGUUAAGCCGACAAAUCUAAUGUCUGGUGUGUAUUAGAAGAUAUGUAAAUACUGUAUUUCACAAUAUGGUUUUUAAAAUGUGUAGCAGAGACUUUUCUUAAUUUUUUUGUGUUUUCUUUUGUCGAGAUAGCACUAUUUUUUUAGGUAAUUCAUACUGCUAACAGACCUGAUUAGAACCUCCUGUGGUAAGAGGGCUCAUGUGACCUUGCAAUAAAACAACUAAAAUCGA